This is a messenger RNA of Trypanosoma grayi, 915 nucleotides long. RefSeq names its product putative ubiquitin fusion degardation protein. Lineage: Eukaryota; Euglenozoa; Kinetoplastea; Trypanosomatida; Trypanosomatidae. The transcript has a single exon. Gene Ontology annotation, cellular component: VCP-NPL4-UFD1 AAA ATPase complex. Gene Ontology annotation, molecular function: polyubiquitin modification-dependent protein binding. The coding region runs from base 1 to 915 and encodes 304 amino acids. The record is from RefSeq and is a predicted model, not a curated record.
AUGCAUCCUGCCCUUGGUGGUUUAGAUGUUUUUAGAAAGCAGCUCGCGGCGUACCCUGGCGAGUUCAGCGAGCGCGGUGAGCGAGUGGACGGUGGCGGCCGCGUGUUGCUUCCCUCCUCGUGUCUGGCUGAGCUCUCCACCAUGAACGUCGCCUACCCGCUUCAGUUCUGCGUUCGCUCCCGUUACGGUGCAUGCUACGCCGGGGUGCUGGAGUUCAACGCAGACAACGGCAUUGUCAUCAUGCCGCUGUGGAUGUUCUCGGCGCUAAUGCUGCAGCCCGGUGACACCGUCGUUCUUGAGACGUGUGUGUUGCCGCCGGGAAAACUUAUCAAACUUCGCCCCCAGCAGACAAGUUUCAUUCAGCUCAGCAACCCCAAGCAGGUUCUGGAGAUGCACCUUAGUCACUACCCCGUCCUCACGAGAGGCACAUCCAUUGUGCUACAGUACCUCGACCGGGAAUUUGUCAUUGAUGUCACUGACAUCACAGACGAGGCGGACCGCAGAGUUGACGCCAUCUCAACCGUCCGUGCCGAUGCACAGGCGAUUGAGUUGAAGGUGGAGUUCGAACGCCCGCUGGACAUGCCACCAAGCCCAACAGAAGAUGAGUUGCCAGCGCCACAAGGCCCAAAUGUGAUUGGGUCGGGUGAGGGCGUCGAAUUCGCCCCAUUUGUGUUUAAGCCGCCAACGAUCGGAAAAGACAAGGAGACAAAGGAUACCAAAGCGACAGAACAACAACAACAACAACAGGAAUCACCAAAGCCUGCCUAUGUUCCUUUCGCCGGAGGUGGGCGCCGUUUAAACGACAAGCCUGUAGCACCUGUGCAGGAACAAAGUGCUGAAGAGAAAUCAGAGGAUGAGAAAGUGCGUGAGAAGCGAUUCCAGGCCUUCAGUGGUGUUGGGCGCUCGUUGCGAUAA